CAGCUGUCAGCCUCAGAAGCUCAAGAGCUCUGCUGGCUGCAGAAGUCGAGAUGGGCAGGAGCUCCCCCUUCGCCUUCUUCGCGCUCCUGUGGGCCAGCCAAGCGGCGAUGUGGGCGGCAGGACACUCCAAGGUGAACCCCAGGAUCAUCACAGCCCCUCAAGGUGUGAAAGAGUUUGUGCUGCCCAGGAGUGAGAAGUACCCAGUCUUCUACCACCAGGAGAACAGCUCAGCCAUCUACGUUGGGGGAGAGGGAAGGCUUUACUACUACGACUUUGCCACCUCUGAGAACUACACGGAAGACUUCCCAGUGAAAAAUGAAGGGCAGUGCCUGAUGCCUGGAAGUUUGGAGGACGAUAAGAACUACCUCACCUUGCUGGAGAAGUAUGGAGAUGCCUUGUUAGUCUGCGGCACCGGCGCCUGCGCUCCCACCUGCUGGAACCUGACCCAGAGGAAGGAGAGCACUCCGUGGGAUGGCAGAGGCAUUGCACCCUUCACCCCCGACUCCAACGCCCUCGUCGUCGUGGAUGGUCAUGACAUCUACUCCACCAUCAAGAAGAGCCAGCAGAACGGCAAGAUCCCUCGGUUCCGCCGCGUCAGAGGUGGGGGAGAGCUCUACACCAGCGACACAGUGAUGCAGAACCCUCAGUUUGUCAAAGCCACCACUUUAAGGCACGAAGAGCCUCACCAGGACAAGAUCUACUACUUCUUCCGUGAAGAUAACCCAGAUAAGAGCCCUGAGGCUCCUAGAAACAUCUCCAGGGUGGCCCAGCUGUGUAAGGAAGAUAAAGGAGGAACCAGCUCCCUCUCUGCUUCCAAGUGGACCACCUUCCUCAAGGCCACUUUGAUUUGUGUUGACCCAAUCACCAAGGGCAACUUCAACUGGCUGCAGGAUGUCUUCUUCGUCCCAGCCAGCAACUGGAGGCACUCCAAAGUUUAUGGCCUCUUCACAAACACCUGGGGAAGCUCUGCUGUCUGUGUCUAUUCCUUUGAGGACAUUGACAAGGUGUUUAGGACCUCCAAGCUCAAAGGCUAUCAUGGUCCCAACCCAGAGAUCAAGCCUGGGCAGUGUGUUCCCUCUGGCCAGCACACCCCCAGUGAGACCUUCAAGAUAGCAGACAGCCACCCCGAGGUGGAGGAGCGAGUGGAGCCCCUGUCCCCCUCCAAGAGCCCCUUGUUCCACAACAAGCACCGCUACCAGAGGAUUGGGGUGCACGAGGUGGCCGCGGGGGACGGACGCCGCUACAAUGUCCUCUAUCUGGCCACAGACAAAGGAUCCAUCCACAAGAUCGUGGAGCUGCCAGAUGGGGUGCAGAACAUCCUGGAGCUCCAGGUCUUCCCAAAGAAGGACCCAAUCCAGUCCAUGAUCCUGGACCACAAAAGGGCAGUGCUCUACGUGGGCUCCAACAGGAAGGUGGUGGAGAUCCCCAUGGAUAUGUGCAGGGUGUACCGAAGCAAGUGUGACAGCUGCCUGCUGGCCAGGGACCCUUACUGCGGCUGGCUCAACGGCUCCUGCCAGUCGGUUUAUCUCCACCGGGAGGUGCUUCAGAACCUAAACCUGGACCCAUGGGGAGGAAAGUGCCAAAAGGGGGAUGUGAAAGAAGCAGACGACUACCAGAACAUCACCGUCGUCCCUUUCUCCCGCUACUUCCUCAACUGCCCCAUCGAGUCCCACUAUGCCACCUACAACUGGUACCACAACGACAGCCUGAUCAAGACCUGCAACACCACCCACCCCCAGCAGGACUGCCUGCACUUCAUCCAGAACGUCAGCCACCUGCACUACGGCCACUACGUCUGCAUCUCGGAGGAGGACGGCUUCAGGCAGGCUCUGGUGAAGGAGCGCCUGCUCAACCAGCUCAGGUUCAUGUCCCAGAAGGGCCAGGCCACCAUCACCUUUGCCUCUUGGCUCCAGCUGCUUCUGGUGGUCCUCUUGCUGGAGCUCUUCCACUGAACCCCUCGGAGCUGUCUUCCUCCCCACCCAGCCCUGGCUGCUGCCUCUCUUCCUGCACUUCGCUGUGCGGCUCCCGAGGCUCCUCGCGCUCUCUCUGCUCGCUCCUUGGGGAUGUUCAGCUCUGACUGUCCCAAAAGGGGUCCUGGGCAGCAAAGCUUCCCAUCUUUUGACCUUGGUGGCAGAGUUGUGGCAUGGAAGAUGCAACUGCAAGGGCCAGAUGGAGCCUGGGUUUGGGGCCAGGAUGGGGAGAGGCUUACCCUAAGACGCGGGGGGGACGUUCGCUGUGCCCAGCAGCAUGGAGGUGGUGGCUGUGAACCUCUCCCCCCAAGACCCAACUCUGGUGGCUCUCUGCUGGUUAUCACUCAGCCCCCAACCCCUGGGGGUGGACUUUUGGAGGGGGGUGGGCUUUGGCCACCGUGCAUGCACUGAUCCUCAGGGCACCAAGGGCUCCUCUCGUUGGGAACUGUGCAUGUGAUGAAGAGGAGGAGGCUCCUCUCUUUGGGAACCCGUGCAUGUGAUGAAGAGGAGGAGCCAGCCCUCGACCCUGGGGAACUGGUGGAGCUCUGCUUCACCUCCAGCAGGGGCUUCCCAACUCCUUUUUGUUUCGGUGGCUAACAUCUGGUUGGGCUCCGACAUCCCAGUCCCCCUUCUGGCUUGGAGAAGAGAGCUCUGGGUGGCUUUUAAGGGUUGGGUGACUUGGUUGGGGGGUGUUUUGUUUGGUUUGCAGCUGGCUUUGACGUGUGUCUGUGUGGGGGAGGGGGGAAAGGGGAGCUGGGGAAACCUACCCCCCCGAGCAAGGGUGGGCACAAAGGGGAGCGUUUUGCAUGGCAAAAGGAAACCACAAAAGCCUGGGAAGAGGACUGGAUCUGGGAUGCGGGGAAGGACAGAGCCGAAGGGCCAGGGAGGGAAAAAAAAUGGAAGCAGAGCCCAAACCCAACCUGGGAGGGGCCCUAGGGAAGGAGUUUUAAACGCACAAAUCCUCUGCAGGCAGCUAAGGGCAUUUAUCCACGGGCAGCAGGUAGCUCCUGCUCCCCCAAACCCUCUCUCCUCUGGGAGAGGGACUGGGCUUCCUCAGGGAAAGAGGAUCUCAGGUCAAUGCCAAGGGGCUGGAGAAGUGGGGGUGGCUGGGUUGUGGCUGUGUGUGUCCCCCCACCACCACCCAGAGCAUCUCUGCCCCGAGGGCACAGGGGAAGGAGCAGGUUUUGCUUCCCUUGGGCCUCUGAGAUCUCCCAGCAAGACUAAACUGUGAACACAAAGGAUGCUCUCCCCCACGCCCCGGAGCCAGGCUUGGGGCCACCACCUUGGCCCAAACCUUCCCCAGCCUCCUGGCCCCUCCAGCCUCAAGAGUGAGCAUCCUGUCUCAUGCUUCCAUGCUCAGGGCAGCACAGCUGCUGCCUGUGCCUGCUCAGAAGGGCCUGAGGGGGGGGUUCUCUUUGGUCCAAGCUGGGGGAGGAUGGCUUGGGACUGCCACUGGCUACGGACAAGGGGUCAGAGCUUCCUACUGCACUACAUUUCCAAGCUCCUCCUCCCUGAACCCUAGGAUAGAGCUUCUCACAGCCCUUCUCAAAGCACUUUAACUUUGUGAACUAACAAAUAACCUAUUUAUUAUCAGCUGGUGGUUACUGGACUUGUGUGUGAUUUUAUAUCAUCUGGAGAGAAAGGGGAGUGGGGGGAGGGCUGGGUGGGGGGGGUGGGGGAGGUUAGAAAAGAGCAACCAACGAGCACCACCACAGCUACCAAAACCAGACACGACCUUUCAGAGCUGUGACCAAAGUCAGGAGGUGAUUGUUGGAAUAAAGCCUGCAAAAGAGCAA
Molecule: messenger RNA, 3766 nt
Organism: Pogoniulus pusillus (Red-fronted tinkerbird)
Lineage: Eukaryota; Metazoa; Chordata; Aves; Piciformes; Lybiidae
Gene: SEMA7A
Product: semaphorin 7A (JohnMiltonHagen blood group)
Exons: 14
Coding region: 51-1952 (633 amino acids)
Biological process (GO): positive regulation of cell migration; semaphorin-plexin signaling pathway; integrin-mediated signaling pathway
Cellular component (GO): external side of plasma membrane; plasma membrane
Molecular function (GO): chemorepellent activity; semaphorin receptor binding; integrin binding
Source: RefSeq, a predicted model, not a curated record